Messenger RNA from Thrips palmi, 2877 nucleotides. RefSeq lists its product as uncharacterized. The coding region runs from base 359 to 1837 and encodes 492 amino acids. The record is from RefSeq and is a predicted model, not a curated record. Gene Ontology annotation, molecular function: protein binding. NCBI's taxonomy places the organism in Eukaryota, Metazoa, Arthropoda, Insecta, Thysanoptera, Thripidae. The transcript is spliced from 3 exons.
UCAGCCACGACUAGAAUAGUCUAUUCACUCGAGCGUGACGUUUCUUCAACUUCAGCCGAUAGAUGCCAUGUCUGCAUUCCGAUUUUGUUCUACUUCCGGUCCACACGUCUUUUGAAAUCAGUACCUUGUAAGUGGGACUGUUGGUGGCGUUGCGCUCCCUGCUGCACCUUGGCCUAGGGAAUCUGCACGCUCUGGGCCUUCCCGACCUCGUGUCUCACCCGCGUAACGCUGUGGCACUCGGGAACGGGGUUGCGACCUGCGUAUCGUCAUCGUUGCACUGCUUCGUCCGGCGGGGCCCUCAGACUCGAUUCGCUUCCCGAAGAAGACGUCUGCGGCGGCCGUUUCCGUCCGAACGGCCAUGGAGUCCGAGGGGAAGCCGUCUGACGCCACGCAAGUCGCUGCCGUGGACAGCCCAGCCAUGGCCAUGGAAGAUGAGAUGCAGGGACUCAACGUGGAGACGUCGCUGCUGUCGCUGCCGGACGACGACCUGCUGAGCGUGCUGGAGUACCUGAGCACGCGAGACCUGCUGUCCUGCCGGGCGGUGUGUCAUCGCUUGCGGGACGUCGCUCUUCGGCCGGAGCUGUGGCGGCGACGCAGCAUUGACUUCGGGCAACGCGACGCCUCCACCGCAAGCCUCCGGCCCGCCGUCCUGCGCGUGGCGCCGUGUGCCUCCAGCCUGUCCAUGUGGUUUGAAGGCCGCAGCGACGCGCUCGGCACGCUGGCCGCCACGACCAGAUGCGCGGCGGCCGAGCUGAUCAUCUACGUGGACAACGACCCCGCGCGGCUGGAAGCGGCCAAACUCGCGAUCCGCAACCAGGCGGCGCUGGGGAUGCUGAGGACUCUGGACGUGCGCGUGGUGGCCCACAAAUCCAACGACAUCCACGCCGCGGAUCUGCUGGCGGAGGCCUGUUCCACCCAGGGCCUGGCCCGGUUGGUCGUGGAUGUCUCCUAUGGGAUAAGGUGGUGCAAGGGGGCUGGGCCCUCGCCGCUGAUCCCGGCAUCCAUCAAGGAGGUGGCCCUCAGGAACGUGGACCCUCGCUUCGUGCACCGCGUGCUGCGCUCGCACGCCGCCACGCUGCAGGCCGUGCAGCUGAGGGGGAACUGCCAGGGCGUGGCGCCGCUGCUGGCCGCCAUCCCCGGGCUGCAGCGCUUGGAGUGCCCCGUGAUGGAGGACCUGCCGCUGGUGGCGAAGUGCGCGUCGCUGCGCUCCCUCAAGCUAGCCGUGGUGUACUGCCGCGACGAGGCUGCGUUCCAGGCCGCGGCGGCCUUCCUGCGCGCCGCCACGCACCUCGAGGAGCUGCAGCUCGAGUACUACAGCCUGGGCUCCGUUCGCGUGGAGCAGGGGCUGCUGACGGCGCUGGCGUCCUCGGGCCGCGCCGCCCUGCGGAAGCUGGUCUACUCCUGCUUAAUUGGUUUCGAAGACCGCCUCGAGACGGAGCUUGCCUCGGCUCUGCCCGGACUGCCCGCCCUGGAGUGGCUCGUCCUGCCCGGGACUGUGCCCCGGCGCGUCCUGGCCGCCAUCAACCCCGGCAGUGCGCCCCGUCUUCGCGGCCUUAUGAUUGCCAACUGGACGUCCGAGGCCGGGUGCUUGCACGCCGACAUGCACGAGCCGGACGUGAGUCGCGUCCUGGCCAGCUACAGCCACUUCUACCUGGUCGUGAGAAACCGUUCGUGCAGGCAGGAGCGGCAGUGCGAGCACUGCGCCAAGGGCUGCCACGGCGUGCCUUGGCCAACUGGCGAGGCACUUGUGGGCUUCUACACGCACGAAGCGCCCAGCAGAGAGGCAGCGGAUGCAUUGAGCUCGGGGUCUCCAUGUAAGCUUUGGAUCAAACCGUGAUGCGACUGCACUGUUGUCGUGUGUGACCGCAAGAAUUAGUUGAUGCAGGUGUGGGGAGUUCAACAGCCUUGAUGCUGGUCACAUCAGCUAUUAGCUGCCGUGUGCGCUAUGACUGUCACCUUCUGGCAAGCUAAUUGUUUCAGCGCUACAUGUUUGUGGAGGAAAUGUUCACAUCCUUGAAGCGCGGUACCUGAGAAACUUCUCUUCUCUCCGCGCUAUUCGUUGUUCAUGAGAGCCACUUUGAUAAGCUUCAUUUUAGUGCUAACCGUUAGGUCGACCUCUAUUUCGGCCACCUGAGGGUUACCGUUCAACUUACAGGGGUGCAGUUAUGAAGCCGAUUGUGCCUUGAACAGAGACCUACCACCAGAUCGCUCUUUUACCCCGUAAGUCAAACUCCUCAACCAUAUCUUUUUCAGGUGCUCGUUAUAUUAUAAACAAUACAAAAUUUAUUGAUUUGUUCCCUUCUAAUUCCUCAGUGACGGCUUUUAACUUCUCUUUUUUAUUACUAUAAUUAUUAAUAGGGUAAGGAAUCUUGUGAUAGGCAUUGUAGCCACUAAAUUAUCCUACCAUUUACAAUUUUUGUAAGUCUUGUUUAAAUGUUGUGAGUCCGUCAUUGAUUUCAAACAUCUCCAAUGAAAUGGCAUCUAUUGUGCUCCUUGAUUGUGUUGUGAUCUCAUAUUGUCGGAAAGAAGUCACUUUCCUUUCAUUGCACGUCCUCUUGUGAUUUCCUUGUGAAAGAUCGGACUGUGUUCUAAUUCUUUGUAGUUAUGCUCAAAAAACAAUUGUAAAUUACUCUGACACUUGAGCUGUGAGAUGCCCUCACAGCUUCAUUACGGAACAAAGUUCACUUCAGUGCGGAUACAUUGUACCUGUACGGCAGAGUUGUUGCCCGUCUGAUUUCCUUUGUCACAUUGCAUUUUGUUUGUUAUGGUGAACUUACCUACAAAAGGUUGCAACCAAGACUCCCUAUUUAAAGAAGCCAAAGACCUCUUUUUAUGAGUGAAAUAAAUGUAGCACACGUCCGUGUGUUAAUGACCUAA